AUGGCCAUGAACAAGGAAACUGCCACUGUUUUUGGCAUUACAGUAGAUGCCAAAUACAGCUAUUCUCCUGCCUUCAAGUUCUUUGUGGUCGGAAAUGCUGUUGUAAGUGCCUAUGUUCUGCUUUCUAUCCCUUUUGUUCUCAUCCUUUGCUCCAAAACCUCAAGUCCAAGCAGCUAUUUCUUCCUAUUUUUGUUUGAUCAGAUGUUGAAUUCCGGUAGAAUGGGGAUUGUUUCUUGUGUGGAUGGCAUGAUGAAUAGUCUGGAAGAUUGGAUCUCAUUUGUUGGUCAAUAG
This is a messenger RNA of Magnolia sinica, 291 nucleotides long. Its product is annotated as CASP-like protein 1F1. The record is from RefSeq and is a predicted model, not a curated record. The coding region runs from base 1 to 291 and encodes 96 amino acids. Lineage: Eukaryota; Viridiplantae; Streptophyta; Magnoliopsida; Magnoliales; Magnoliaceae. The transcript has 3 exons.